Molecule: messenger RNA, 1368 nt
Organism: Nymphalis io (European peacock)
Lineage: Eukaryota; Metazoa; Arthropoda; Insecta; Lepidoptera; Nymphalidae
Product: bilin-binding protein-like
Exons: 9
Coding region: 781-1362 (193 amino acids)
Molecular function (GO): pigment binding
Source: RefSeq, a predicted model, not a curated record
CCCGUACACGAAACCGAUCACACGUUCGUUUCAUAGGAACAAUGUGAUUUUUCAAAACGAUUACAUAAGCUAAGUCAGCCGCAGGUAAUUUGACAAAACAAAGCGCUUAAAAAGACUACCAUAAUGUACCGUUUUGCGUUCCUCGCCUUCGUGGCUUCAGUCUCCGCUUACGUCUUACUCGACUCCAAGUGUCCUGAGGUUACAAACGUUGACAACUUCAAUUUUGAGUCCUACAGUAGUGGCGUAUGGUAUGAAGCCGCGAGAUACUAUGAUGACGUUGUCAAGGACGGCAAAUGUGGUGUCCUUAAAUACACUCAGGACGGUGAUGUCAAGAAAGUUAAGUACACCUUUGUCAAAAACAAUAAACUUAUGAGUAUCGAGGGUACUGUCAAGCUCGCCAACGACGCUGGAAUCACUGGAAAAUUGAUCCACAGCCUUCCUUACGGAGCUAAUGGCACGGUUAUUGACAGUGAGCUGAAUAUCUUGGCUGUUGACUACGAUAACUUCUUCAUCUGUUAUUACUGUCAAUUCGAUGAUGCCAAGAAGAGCUACCGAGAAUCCGCUUGGAUCCUUUCAAGAUCUCAGCCUUUAUCUGAAGAGGUCGAGGCUAAAAUCAACAAGUUUGUGAAGGAUUCCAAGUUUUUGAAUGCUGACAAAUUUGUGUGGCCUCGAUUCAGUGAGGAGGACUGCAGGGUCGAAGCUUAAAUACAGACUAAAUAAAAGCGGCUAAGUCAGCGGCAGGCGAUCAGACGAAACAAAGCGCUUCAAGAGAAUACUAAAAUGUACCGUUUAGCUUCCCUCAUCUUCGUGGCUUCAGCCUCCGCCUACAUCACUCGUGAUUCUGAGUGUCCUAAGUUCUCAAGCGUUGAAAACUUCAAUUUUGAGUCUUUUAGCGAAGGCGCUUGGUACGAAAUCGCGAGGUACUUUGGUGAUUUUGUGAAGGACGGCAAAUGUGGUACUCUUCAAUACAAACAGGACGGCGAUGUCAAGAAAUUUAAAUACACCUUUGUCAACAACAACAAACUUAUGACUAUCGAGGGUACUGCCAAGCUCGCCGACGACACUGGAACCACUGGAAAAUUGAUCCACACUCUGCCUUACGGAGUUAACGGCACUGUUGCUGAUGGUGAGCUGAACAUCCUGACUGUUGACUACGACAACUUCUCUAUCAGUUACCACUGUUAUUUCGACGAAGUUAAGAAAAGCUACCAAGAAUCCGCUUGGAUCUUCUCAAGAUCUAAGACCGUAUCUGAAGAGACGAAGGCUAUAGUAGACAAGUUUGUGAAGGACUCCAAGUUUCUGAAUGCUGACAAAUUUGUUUGGCCUUCAGUCAGCGACGAGGACUGCCGGGUCAACCCUUAAAUGCAC